Molecule: messenger RNA, 1791 nt
Organism: Trichoplusia ni (cabbage looper)
Lineage: Eukaryota; Metazoa; Arthropoda; Insecta; Lepidoptera; Noctuidae
Product: queuosine salvage protein
Exons: 4
Coding region: 351-1355 (334 amino acids)
Source: RefSeq, a predicted model, not a curated record
GUUAUUUUAUGUGUAGUUUUAAAUGACCUUUAAUCCAAUCAAAUAAACAAAACAAUGGGACUGGAGUGGCAUAAAAUUAGAGAAUGAAUGAAUUUGAUUUAAACGUGUUUAUUUAUACAAUUCACUGAAAUGUUUGCGUUUGUGUUUUGGAACGAUUGAAGUAAAGUUAAGUAAAAGUUUGUUUGUUAUCAAUGAAAUCUUAAUAAUAUCAACAACUUAUCACCAGCUAUCACCAUCCGUGGCCGUUGCAUUCCGUAGUAAAGUUUGUUUUGAUGAAAACAAAAACUUGGAAUUGUGUAUCAAAUAUAUUCAUCUUUUUAUAAACGUACUAGUGAGUUCAUAUUCUUAUCAUGGUGCGUGAAGGGGUUUUAUUACCGGCGGAAUCCGGUGAAUUUAUCGCAAAGAAUGCACAAUACGUGAAAAUACACGAAACAGGUCUUGAUAAACUUUGUGAAGAGAUGUUAAAAUCAGUAACCAGCAAGCUAGAGAUCCCGGACACUGGUGCGGACAUCAUCCAUCCCAACAAGGACCAUGAGAAGGCUGCAGACUGGGUGUUUGUGGCUGAUGCUCUCAACUUCUGCUUCUGGUCCUACUCUGAUGCCCAGAAGUGGACUGUAGAUGGACACUCUGGAUAUUAUGCCUUAGAGGCUGCAUUGGCUAGAGCCAUCAAGGAAGGUAUUGACAUCACAAACCCAGAAUACUACUCAAAGAUAACAGAAGAUCAACUCCGCACUGUCAUGAGAGGUGACAAUGAAGCAACAAUCCCACUCUUUGAGCAACGCUUAUCUGUACUACAUGAAGUAGGAUCUAUCCUCCUAGAAAAGUACAAUGGCACUUUUGUAACAUGUUUAAAAGAAGCAAACAAGUCUGCAGUGAAGUUAUUAGAGAUUAUUGUAGACAAUUUCCCAUGUUUCCGAGAUGAAGUGACGUUUAAAGGUCAGAAGGUGUCUUUAUACAAACGGGCACAGAUCCUAGUGGCAGAUCUGUGGAACUUCUUUGGUGGUACUGGAUGGGGAGAGUUCACGGAUAUAGAUAGAAUGACAAUGUUUGCGGAUUACAGAGUACCACAGGUGUUGGUGUACUUUGGUGCUUUGAGUUACACUGAUGAGUUAAUGGAUAAACUCAAAAAGGAUGUUCUCCUCCCAAGUGGAUCAGACGAAGAAAUAGAAAUCCGUGGCUGCUCCAUCCACGCCGUAGAACUUCUAAAGAAGAAACUGGAAGAGAAACUGAAGGGCCAAGAUGUAGAAGUUCCAAACUCCAGCCUGAUAGACUAUUACCUCUGGUGUUACAGAAGGAAGUAUGCAGAGGAAAUGGAGAGCAUUCCCUUCCAUAAGACUCUUGGUAUUUUCUAUUAAGAGACAUAUCAUUUAUUUGCUAAAAAUAUUGAGGAUUUAUUCACCCUACAGAAUAUCAACCUUAAUGCGACGGCAUAAGACUCAUUCUUGUUGGCUUCCUUGAGUGUGUAGAGUUUGAAGAUUUUGUUCUUUAGUGUAAGUAAAUCCUAUAAUGGUGAUAGGUGCUGUUGCUAUAGACGAUAAAGGGUGGUGUCAUAGUAUUAAGUAAAGUUUGUUAAUUAUUGGUGCUCUUAUAAUUUAUAUGUAAUUAUUUAGUUACUUUUAUCUCCAGAUUCUGAAUGGCACGUCAAUUUCAUCAGACUGUGGUUAGUUGACUCAAAGACAAAAAUGUAGAUUUGUGAUUAGAAGCACAAUUCAGUCAUUUACUUAUUAUUUCUAUUUUUGACUUUUGUACUAAGUAAGUAUUAUUUUCCUGUUACCAUAUGAAUAUUUUAAG